UCACCAGUAUUUGUCCCUCCGCCCGUACGUUUUGGUGAUUCUAAAUUUCUUAUUUUUCUCCAACACCACAAACGACAAAACGGCGUACUGGGUGUGAACGCUCAAACAAUAACGAACAUACUUAUUUACUUUUCUUUUGUUCAUUAGUUAUGAUUUACGAGGGCAUUAAAAAUCAACUGUACAAGUGAAAAUACGAGUUUCAACGGUUGGACAGAGCACACCAGGAAAGAAGAGAAAACAAAAGUAAGAGGAAAAAGAACAUCAAAAAGUGCCUCGUGAAUAGUGUGAAAGGGCAUUGAUCACUUAUUAAUUUUUUUUUUAACUAAAACCGUGUCGCUGUUAUAAAUAUCCAUUGUUCAAACUGAGGAUUUUAAUAAUUGACGUGAUAUCGAUAAAACAAAGCCAAGUUUUUUACAGUGAAUUAUGUGGAAUACUGAAGCGAGAUUACGAACGGCCACACGUCUAGUCAGCUGACAUAUUGCGCCCUGCUACACCACAGCAGCCUUCGAUAAACCCGUGGUGACAGCCAGUCGUGGUGGUAGGAUUGGCAGAAGGGCCAGGACAAGCCUUAACAAACUACCGUGAAUCGAGUUGACUGCGACUUGCCACUGUUUUUUUUUCCUCUGGAGACAGUGUUUUAUCUAGAAUAUUUCGCAUAAACAAGCGAAGAAUAUAAAGUUGAAGCUUUUUAAAGGAUUAAAAAGACUCGAUUAGCAAGAUAUUAAGGGUAGAAGGGACAGAAUAAAUAUGGAGCGCGAGUCAAACCCUAUGCAAGCCCUGUGCCGCAGUGGCUGUGGAUUCUAUGGCUCACCGGCCACCGAUGGCCUCUGCUCUCUCUGUUACAAGGAGAAUCUUAAGAAGAAACAACAACCCCCUGUAUCGGCUGCUACUGUAUCAGCCUCACAGACCGUCUCUGGUAACGCUGGUACGUUGCAAAGCGGUUUCAGCAGUCCAGCAUCAACGGGUACUGCUCAGCCUACCAUUCCCACCAUACCACAACCAACGACAGAUCUACCGAGUCCCAAAGAGGUAAACAGGGACGAUCAGGAUGGCGAAGUUGGGGCGAGUGGGGCGGCCGAGGGCUCGGUCAGCAGUGGGGAUACCGAUGAUUGCUUUGAUGGCAAAGAGACUGACAAAGAUCCAAAAAAGAAGAAAAAUCGUUGUGCACUUUGUCGCAAGAAAGUAGGCUUAACUGGAUUUGAGUGCCGUUGUGGUGGACUCUUCUGCUCUGUGCAUCGAUACAGUGACAAGCACGACUGCAAGUUUGAUUACAGAGAAAUGGGCGCUCAAGAGAUACGGCGCAAUAAUCCAGUUGUUGUUGGUGAAAAAGUGCAAAAAAUUUGAACUAUUUUAGUGUGUAGUCGUUGGGAAAAAAAUGGUUAUAUAACUAUAUAAACAAAAACAAAAAAAUAUUACGAAAAAAAUGGCAAAAAAAAAAUUACAAAAAACAUAUGAAAAAAAAACACGGAAAAAACACCGGAGAUAGGAGAAAACAAGUAACAAUAACGAGAUAAAUUGUCUGGCAGCUGAUUGCACAUCGAGGAAUGAAGAAUGCAAGAGAACUUAGUAAAAGUAUGUGAAUAAUUGAGACUACGAGUGGAUGUAUAGGUAUGUCUGCUGAUGAAUGUGAGAGCAAUAUGUCGAGUAACAAAAUGGGUAAUGCAAAUGCGUGAAAAUUCUUUUUGACAUACCAGCGAGAGUAAUAAAAAUCAGAAUUCAAACAUUAAAAUGAUUGGUAAAACAUUGUAAAAAAUUAAAGUGUGCGAGUGUGAUGAUCAAACACGAGUGUCAGUGCCAUGUCAGAUUGUCAUCCUAGUGAGAGUUUCAACAGCCAAGAUGAGAGAAAAAAAAAACAAAAUAUGCAAAAAAAUUAAUAUCUGGUUACUAACUGCUGUCAGCAUACUACUAUUACCUACUAUUAUCACUAUGAUAUUACGGUUUAUUAUUCUUAUUAUAUUACGUUUAUUAAUUUACUUAAAUCUGCAAAAUUCGCUGGAUAAAAACCGAUAAAAAAACCGAACUAUU
Molecule: messenger RNA, 2025 nt
Organism: Fopius arisanus
Lineage: Eukaryota; Metazoa; Arthropoda; Insecta; Hymenoptera; Braconidae
Gene: drn
Product: doctor no
Exons: 4
Coding region: 748-1344 (198 amino acids)
Molecular function (GO): zinc ion binding; DNA binding
Source: RefSeq, a predicted model, not a curated record